AUCUGCGAAAAAAAUCCCUUUCUAAUUUCUAGGGUUUUAUCACUCUCUAAAUCUCCUUUCUCUACCCUCCCUUCCCUUCGAGUUCCCAGUUCCCAGCCGUCACAAACCACAGUAAUUCUCUCCUUCUACCGCCGUCUCGCCGCGCCUAGGACCCUGGUUGAUCACCGUCUCUCCUGACCGAGUCUAGGACCUGGGUCCUGGCUUUCAGGUUUUCAGUAGUCUCUCGCAUCUCGCUCGGACGCUCGGCAUCGCAUUCUUCUGCCACGCCAGGCUCAGACGUAUCUCUAGCUUUGGUCUGGUAGUCUCGCUCGGGCGCUUGGUCUCGCCAUUCCCUUCAGUUCGAGGAAGCUACUGUUUUUUGGUGGUUUAAUUUUAUACUCAAUAAGAACAUACGUCUAUGAUAGACUGAUAGUAUUAAUUUACAAUUGGUGAAAGGAGAUACAUAUGGCUGGUGAUGGCUCUCAUCAUGGAACUUAUGAAGGUGGUUCUAAUAGACAUUCUCAAGAAAAGCCCGAGGAUGGUGGUCGCUGGUACUUUUCCCGGAAGGAAAUUGAAGAAAAUUCCCCAUCUAGGGGUGAUGGAGUUGAUUUGAAGAAGGAGACUUAUCUGCGCAAGUCAUACUGUACAUUUCUCCAAGAUUUAGGGAUGAGACUUAAAGUACCUCAAGUAACAAUUGCAACAGCCAUAAUUUUCUGCCAUCGAUUCUUCCUUCGUCAAUCUCAUGCAAAGAAUGAUAGGAGGACCAUUGCAACAGUGUGUAUGUUCCUCGCUGGAAAGGUAGAAGAGACACCUCGCCCCCUUAAAGAUGUUAUUCUUGUUUCAUACGAGAUCAUUAAUAAAAAGGAUCCCACAGCAGCACAAAGGAUUAAACAAAAGGAAGUAUAUGAACAACAAAAAGAAUUAAUUUUACUUGGAGAGAGAGUUGUCCUUGCUACUCUUGGUUUUGAUCUCAAUGUGCAGCAUCCAUACAAGCCCCUAGUUGAGGCAAUAAAGAAGUUCAAAGUAGCUCAAAAUGCCCUUGCUCAAGUUGCAUGGAAUUUUGUCAAUGAUGGACUUCGGACAUCUCUGUGCUUGCAAUUUAAACCACAUCACAUUGCUGCGGGUGCAAUUUUUCUUGCUGCCAAGUUCCUGAAAGUAAAGCUCCCAUCAGAUGGUGAGAAGGUUUGGUGGCAGGAGUUUGAUGUCACCCCACGCCAAUUGGAAGAAGUUAGCAAUCAAAUGUUGGAACUAUAUGAACAAAAUCGUGUGCCACCUUCUAGUGACGUUGAAGGAAGUGCUGCAAGUGGUGUUACUCAUAGGGCCCCUGUCAAAGCUACAACGAGCAAUGAAGAGCAUUUGACUAACAACAAUCAUUCUCAUGCUGGAAGUACGAGACCUGGUGUCUUGAAGUCUGGGUUAUCUAGGCCAGCAUCCGAGUUGUCUCAGGCUGACAAUCAUGGUGGACCCCCUAGAACGACUGAGAGUCGGAGUAAUGACUAUGGUAACACAGAAAUGAAGAGUGGUUUGGAUCACAAAGUUGACAGUGAAUUCAGAGAUAAUCAUCAUUCUGAAUCUAAGCAUUUGCCACACCAGGAGAAGGUGGGUGAAGGUCAAACUAUAUCAAGGCUUGGGGCAGAAGGAGCUGGUGAAGAAGACCAACAAAAUAAUGUUGGAAGAAGUGAAACAAGAGAAGCUAGAGAAUUGAAGGACAAGCAUCAUGGCAGAAAUCCAGAAAAUAGACAAAGCACACUUGGCCGGUCACCGCAAGAAGCCUUAAAGAUUGACAAAGAUAAAGUAAAGGCAGCACUGGAAAAACGGAGGAAGUCAGUUGGUGAUGUAACUCGAAAAACAGAUGUGAUGGAUGAUGAUGAUCUCAUUGAGAGGGAAUUGGAAGAUGGCAUUGAACUGGCUUCUGGAAAUGACAAAAGUAAGCAAGAACGGAGACAAAGUUGGUCUAAGCCCUCAAAUAGGCCAGAACACGAGGACUCGCAUCAGGUAAAAUAUCAAGAGUUUGUGAAAGAUGAGCAUCAUCAGAAAAAGGGGCAGACAUCAGCUCCGGAUAUGAACAACGUGGAAGAAGGCGAGCUAUCAGUACUGGACGAAUCUGGUUAUCAGUCGCCUAAGUCUGGCAGCCGCAAGAGAAAAGCAGGAAGCCCACCAACAAAUGUAAUGGAGGGGAAGCAGCGGCAUGAUUUUGAGCCUGGGGUAAACCAUGAUCGGUUUACUUGAAAUGUAUAAAAUGGGUAUUAUCUUUUUUCCCUACCCUUUGUUAAAACGUACGACGAUGAAUUUUUGAGAGCAGCCAGUAAUUCGACCAUUGGACAAUUCCAUUCACUUUUAUGUGAUUUAUUUGCUGUCCCCCCGACCUUUUUUAAUUUAUUAAUUAUAAAAAAUGUCAUAGGAAUAUUGUUACAUACUUUUGAGAACGUGAUAGCAUAUUCAACUGA
This is a messenger RNA of Humulus lupulus (European hop), 2426 nucleotides long. RefSeq names its product cyclin-T1-5-like. The transcript has 7 exons. Gene Ontology annotation, molecular function: cyclin-dependent protein serine/threonine kinase activator activity. Lineage: Eukaryota; Viridiplantae; Streptophyta; Magnoliopsida; Rosales; Cannabaceae. Gene Ontology annotation, biological process: positive regulation of DNA-templated transcription, elongation; regulation of transcription by RNA polymerase II. Bases 445 to 2208 code for a protein of 587 amino acids. The record is from RefSeq and is a predicted model, not a curated record. Gene Ontology annotation, cellular component: nucleus; cyclin/CDK positive transcription elongation factor complex.